Messenger RNA from Rhizophagus irregularis DAOM 181602=DAOM 197198, 4025 nucleotides. RefSeq lists its product as uncharacterized. The record is from RefSeq and is a predicted model, not a curated record. Gene Ontology annotation, cellular component: CURI complex; small-subunit processome; UTP-C complex. Gene Ontology annotation, biological process: rRNA processing; tRNA export from nucleus. NCBI's taxonomy places the organism in Eukaryota, Fungi, Glomeromycota, Glomeromycetes, Glomerales, Glomeraceae.
UGAUGACGACGACGACGACGACGAGGACGAUGAAGGUGUACAUAAGUAUAUGGAUAUUGAAGCAGAGGAAGAAGGUGAUGAUGAUUAUAUCGAAAAUGAUGAAGAGGAAGAAGAUUAUACAGGAAUAGGUUCUUUACAAAAAAUUCGAGAUAAUUUGAACGAAGAAAAAACGAAAGAGGCACACAAUGAAACAGAUGAAGCAGUAGCUAAUAAUAAGUUUUCUGGAUUUAAAAAUUCUUCAAUUACUAAAGCUCCAACUAACGAAGAAAUUCAAGAAUUAAGAGAAACCGCUGAUUUAUUUAAAUCCAAUAUAUUUAAACUUCAGAUUGAUGAACUUUUAUCUGAAGUGAAUAUUGAUUACAACGCAGCAACACGUUUGGAGAAUGCUUUACAUAAGUUAAAACAAAUAUUUGAGAAUAUUGAUAAUGAACCAGAACUUACGAUAUCAGAGAUCACAGAUAAAAUGUUAAAACAUCAUAAGAUUGUCAUUCCUUUUCCGGUUCCACGUCCUACAAAUGAUAUCAAGUACAAAUUUGGUUUUAAGAAACCGAAUGCUUUCUACCUAGUCGGAAGUUAUCCUUUGAAAUCUGUAGUUCGCAGAAAAGAUUGUUUUAAUGUAGAUGUAGCUGUUAUAAUGCCUCGGUCAUUAUUUCAGGAGAAAGAUUAUAUGAAUUAUAGAUAUUUUCAUAAGAGGGCAUAUUAUCUUGCAGUAUUAGCCGCUGCUCUAAAAAAUAAUAAAUUAGGAUUGAAUGUUAAAGUGGAAUUUGGAACACUCGAUGGUGAUAAUCGUCGUCCUAUCCUUUUACUUAAACCAUCUGGGGAUCAUACGGAUACAGAUUUCUCAAAGUUGAAUUGUGUGAUUAGAGUGUUGCCAAGCAUUUCACCAGAAACAUUUCCCUCUAAAAGAUUAUCGCCUUCACGUAACAACGUUCGACCAUAUCAUGAGAUAAAUGAAUCUCAAAAUUCCGGUUCAGAUCUUCCACCAACGCCUCAAUAUAAUAAUGCAAUUUUAUCAGAUAUGUAUUAUGUACGAAAUCUACAUGAUCUUUAUAAACAAUCAAAAUUAUGUGCUGCUUUCGCCGAUGCAUGUAAAUUAGCUAAAGUUUGGCUUAAUCAAAGAGGAUUUGGUGGAGAUGAAGAUGGAUCUAGUGGAUUUAAUGGAUUUGUUUGGUCAAUGCUGAUGAAAUAUUUGUUACAAGGUGGGGGUCAUAAUGGAGAAAAAAAGUUAGCCAAUGGAUUUAGUUCUUAUCAGUUAAUGAAAGGGACUAUGGAUUUUUUAGCGAAACAUGAUUUUGUUAGCAAUCCUGUUUUUAUGAAUAAGAGUUCUAAAACUGAUGAGUUUAAUGAGAAUACGUUCAAGGAUAAUUUUGAAGUGGUAUUUGUUGAUGAUUAUGGAACAUUGAAUUUAUUUGGUAGAAUGUCAAAAGCCUCUCUAGAUCAGCUACAACAUGAGGCUAAGUUGGCGAUGGAUUAUCUUAAUGAGUCUCAUGUUGAUAGAUUUGAAGAUUUGUUCUUGAAGAAGGUUGAUGAUAUUAAAUUAAGAUAUGAUAAUGUUGCAAAAAUAACUCAGCUACCAAAGUCGUAUAAUGAAUAUGAUGAAUCUGCAAAAUUGAACUUCCCUGAUAGUUUUAUACACUUUGCAAGGACAAUGCCAAAGUUGCUUAAGCAAGGACUUACAAAUAGGGUCAAUUUAAUUGCAGUAAAUUAUAGCAAAUUAUCAUCUUGGUUAACCUCUGAACAACCAAAAACUUAUUCAUCGUCAAAUAUACAUAUUUAUAUUGGGUUUAUAUUUAAUCCUGAUGAAUCAAAUCGACUUGUCGAUUAUGGUCCAUCACCUGUAGACGAAAUCGCGGUAGCGAAGUUUCGUAAAUUAUGGGGGAAAAAAGCAGAAACUAGAAGAUUUAAAGAUGGAAAUAUUUUGGAAUGUAUGGUUUGGGAUUCUCAAAAAGGAAUUGAGUCAAGAAGUUUAAUUGUUAAUCAAAUAGUUUUACAUUUGAUGGCAUUACAUUAUAGAAUUAAAGAGAACAAAGGGAUUCAAUAUUGGGCAGAACAAUUGAAUAAAUUUGUUAUGCCUUCCAGUAAUGUUCCAAGAAAUAUUUGGAAUCCAGAAUUAAGUAAUCAAGGAUUUCAGCAUGUCAUGAAUGCAUAUGAUAACUUGGUAAAGCAAUGUUAUGCAUUAGAGGAUUUACUUUUGAGGGUAUCAAGUAUUAAAGGUUCAAGUCCUUCACUUCGAUAUUCAUCUGUAUUUACACCUCAACCGAUUAAAUUGAAACGAAAGAAUGGAGUUAUUAUUUUUCCAUCUCAUUACAUUGAACCUAUUGACAUUAUUAUCCAGUUUGAAUAUUCAACAAAGUGGCCUGAUGAUCUCGUUGCUAUACAGAAAAUGAAGAUAGCUUUUUAUAUUUUAUUAUCAAAUCAAUUUAAAAAACAAUUUCCUGAAACAAAAACUAGAGUUGUUGCUAAACCAAAUUUAGAUACGAUUAUAUCAACAGACGCAUUUUUGGAAGUAUUUUCUACUACAACAGGAUUCUCGUUUAGAUGUUUUAUACAUCAUGAACGGGAAUUAAUUUUACUGGAUCGUGGUAUAAAAAAUAAGAUGACUACUUCAAUUAAGAGAGAUAUUUAUACGAAUGCUUUAUUACGUUUAAAAAGAAAGUUUAUUCACCUACCUUUACAUAAUACACAAAUACAAACACUAUGUAAUAAAUAUCCAUCUCUUUCUUUAGCUAUUAGGUUAACUAAAAGAUGGUUUGGUGCGCAUUUAUUAACAUCAAUACAUAUUGAAGAAGAAUUUAUUGAAAUAUUAUGUGCUGUAAUUUAUUUAAGUCCUAGUCCGUGGGAAAGGCCUUCAAGUGGAUUCGUAGGAUUUUUGAGGGUUUUAAAGUUUAUUGCUGGAUGGGAUUUGAAAAAUGAUCCUGUUAUAGUUGAUUUAGAUGAAUCAAAUGAUAGUAAAAGAGGAGGUAAUGUUGUAAUCGGUACUUCUAGUAAUACAAUUGCAACGAACGAGACGGCGAAGAAAAAUAUUUUCGAAAAUCUCUUAGAGAGAUUCAAAAAUAUGAGAAAGGAGGAUGGAAAUUAUAAACAUUCUUCAAUGUUUUUGGCUACUAUUAACACAAUUUCAAAUGAAGGAAUUAUAUGGGGAGAAGAAAAACCUAGUAAAGUUGUAGCUAUUAGAAUUAAAGAAUUGGCUAAAGCUGCUAUUGAAUGUGUCGAUAAAAUUAUCUUUAAAGGAGGAAAAGUUGAUAAUAAAGAGUUCAAAAGAUUAUUUAUUACACCAUUACAAGAUUAUGAUGCAAUAAUACAUUUGAAUCCAAAUUUAUGUACGCGUUAUUAUCAAAACUUAAAUCCUGAUAAAUCUUAUUUUGAAAAGAAUAAUGAAAGCUUGAAUAAUACAAAAUCGAAUAAUAUUUUAAAACUUUUUGAAUUGGAAUCGGGAAUUAGUAAUAGAAGCAAUAAUAAUAAUGAUGAUAAUAAUAGUAUUAGUAAUAAUAAUGCGAGUAUUGAUGAUAAAAAUGAAGGUAAAUCGAAAGAUUCAGAAAAUAAUGUAAAUAAAAAAGAGGAAGAAUGGCCAUUAAUUGGAUUUGAUCCAGUAGAAUGUUAUGUAAAUGAAUUAAAAAAGAUAUAUUCAGAUACAGCAUUAUUUUUUUAUGAUAAAUAUGGUGGAUCAUUUAUUGGUUUAGUUUGGAAUCCUAUAAAUUUUAUUCCUAAACCAUGGAAGGUUAAUACUGGAUUUUCUAGUUGUCCCGUUGGUUUAAUACCAAGUGGAGAAAGAAACAAGGUAUUAGCAAAUAAAGAUGAUUCUAAAAUACAACGAAUUCAAAAUGAUAAAAAGAAAAAAAAUGAUGAUUCUAGAAUGGUUAUCAUAAAUACUAAAGCUAUUAUAUUGGAAAUAGAAAGAUUGGGUAAUGGAUUAGUUGAGAAAAUUGAACUUAAGAAAUAAAUUAUUAAUUGUAUUUUUAAUGUCUCCUCUAAAAAAGGAUAAUAAUAAAACUAAAAAAAAAAAAUAUACAAUUGAUUUAUUACAA